CAACUACGUAGAUGUCUUACCACUAAACAGUUACAGAAAAAAGGGAAGCAUGAUAUUUAAAAAAAAUUCAAAAACCAGAAACCUAAGCCAGAGACAUGGGAAACUUAAGUGACUUCUGGGGCACGUCAAUCAUAAGGAUUGUAAAAGUGAACUGCUCAAACCACAUUUGAGCACCCAAUGAAGAAAUGAGCAGCCAAGAGAGGCUCCCGCUGCUGCUGCUGCUGUUGCCGCUACCUUCAAUCCUGCUAUUCCUUUGCCCAAUAGAUUGCUUGUCUCUGUCUGGCCCCAGUGAGGUGAGAGGUAUUGUAGGAGAAUCACUGACUGUGCAGUGUUCCUAUGAAGAAAACUACAAGACUACAAAGAAAAAAUGGUGCAAAAAAAGUUGGAAAUUUUUUUGUAGCACAAUUAUGGAUACUCAAGAAUCAAAAGUGUCCAUCAGAGAUGAUCCUGAAAACAACACAUUCACAGUGACCAUGAAAAACCUCACUAAAGCUGACGAAGGAGAGUACCAAUGUAGGAUUGAACAAAGCUUCAGUGAUAUCAAAUUCUCAAUUACUGUAUUUGUUUCUCCAGCACCCACAGUGACCUCAAAUAGAUAUACAACCACAUCACCAACAGAUAUACCAGUGACAGACAUAAAUGAAAUAGGUGAAGAGAAGACCUCAGAAGAGAUUUCUGACCCCAUGCCACUCCCAAGAUCUGGGAUUCUUGACAAGCCUGGAAUAUUGCUCUUGAUCCUGGGUCUCUUAAUUAUUUCAUUGGCUGGAGCUGUGUUUUUGGCUUGGAGAAUGAUGAGACAGAAGAAGGCUGAUGAGAAGUCCAUGGUGUUUCUGGACUCUAAUCAGCCCCUGUCCAUUGCUCCCGAGCAGCCAAACAACGAACCUUGUUACUCAAAUCUGGAGCUACAGGAGAGACACUCAAAUCAGGAUCCUCCUAUCCAAAGCAAUCCAGAUGUACAAUUCAGCACUGUGGCUUUCUUUUCCUGGUGUGUGGAUAAAGGGGCUUUCAGGGAGCAGAAUCAGUGUUCCUUUCUAUGCCAUUGUUGGGAGCCCCCACGUGCCUGGGAUAUCACUGCUCCAGCCUUGUCAAAGAUGACCAAGAAGAUGAGGGAAAACGGGCAUGCCAACAAGGGCCACGGCCACGAGCAGCCCAUCCACUGCACCAACUGCGCCCGCUGCGUGCCCAAGGACAAGGCCAUCAAGAGGUUCGUCGUCAGGGACAUCUCCGAGGCCAGCAUCUUCGACUCCUAUGUGCUGCCCAAACUGUAUGUGAAUCUGCAUUACUGUGUGAGCUGCACUAUCCGCAGCAAGGUAGUGAGGAAUCAUCCCAGAAGGCACGAAAGGAUUGAAUACCCCCACCCCGCUGCCCCCAGACCCCCUCCAAAGCCUAUGUAAAGAGCUAUCUUCCCA
Molecule: messenger RNA, 1409 nt
Organism: Vombatus ursinus (common wombat)
Lineage: Eukaryota; Metazoa; Chordata; Mammalia; Diprotodontia; Vombatidae
Product: CMRF35-like molecule 8
Biological process (GO): translation
Cellular component (GO): ribosome; plasma membrane
Molecular function (GO): transmembrane signaling receptor activity; structural constituent of ribosome
Source: RefSeq, a predicted model, not a curated record